UCACUUGGUGUUAACAUUCGUUCUCGUCUUACCAAUUACAUUUUAAAACUUUCAUCACCAUGCAGCGUGUACAAAGUCGACGAUCGGAAGUCAGCGAAUCUGAAGUUGAUGGCUUGGUUGAACAAGAAUUGGCCAAGUUACAACGCCAAUAUAGGAUCAUGGAAGGAGAUCGUAAAGCCUACAGUGAAGAAUCACAAAAUUUGAUUCGAAAACAGAG
Trichoplax adhaerens is the source of this 217-nucleotide messenger RNA. RefSeq lists its product as uncharacterized. The record is from RefSeq and is a predicted model, not a curated record. The annotation marks the transcript as partial. NCBI's taxonomy places the organism in Eukaryota, Metazoa, Placozoa, Uniplacotomia, Trichoplacea, Trichoplacidae. The transcript is spliced from 2 exons.